Messenger RNA from Anopheles maculipalpis, 1290 nucleotides. Its product is annotated as cGMP-dependent protein kinase 1-like. The record is from RefSeq and is a predicted model, not a curated record. The transcript has 6 exons. The coding region runs from base 1 to 1290 and encodes 429 amino acids. NCBI's taxonomy places the organism in Eukaryota, Metazoa, Arthropoda, Insecta, Diptera, Culicidae.
AUGGCGUCAAGAAAAAAGGCAGAUGAAGAGAAGCUGAAACGCCGCCGUUUGGCAAGAUUUCGCUUCAAGCGUUUGGUGCAUGUGGUGAUCAGCAAUCGCUACUGGAUCGCCGAAAUUGAAGACCGUGAAAUUGGAAACAAUGUAACCAGAAACGUCGCAGUAAUUGAACGUCGUCUCACCCACAAAGGAACUCUUACAAUAAUUGAAAAGAAAAUUCUCAACAGUCCUCCCGAAGAACGCACCGAAGACAAGCGACGCCUGCUAAGACUUGUGCUGAGAAAUAUAGAAUGUCUGCAAGAGCUGACCGCGGAACAGUUGGACGAUAUUGCUGGCUGUGCGACGUUCGAGUAUUACGAGCCGGGUAGAGUCAUAUUAAGGGAAGGUCACCAUCCGAAUGCGGUUUACUUUCUCGCAAACGGUGAGGUUGUAGUCAGCCGAUUAAGAUGGGACAGUAUCUAUCACACCUACAACGAUACACCCUGCGGGACGCGGGUACGUGGCCAAAUGUUUGGUGAAACUGCACUCUUGCACGAUUGUCCACGGACAGCUACCUGUACCACGGCCACCGACUGUGAGUUACUGUGCCUCUACCGUACAGACUUCGAGCGCAUCCUGAAGUGUACGCUGCUGGAACGCUGGCGACAGUUGCAGCUUGCAUUGGCGCGGUUUGAUUACUUCAAAUAUUGGACCAAUGAUCAGGUACGCGAGUGUUGUCUGCUGAGCCGAAUCGCUGCGUUCGAAUCGCACGAGAAGCUUCCGGUGGAUGUUGACGAACGGUACGCGUACUUCGUGCUCAGUGGCCAAUGCAUGAUACUGCAGUGUUUGACGGUAUCGCAAAGGAACGGCACCUACCGGCUGUUACCGAUUGGGGCUAACGAAUCUUCCGCCGCUAAGCAAAUGUCAACCGACGCGAAUGAUCGUAAGAAAGCAAACGUUGAGCUUCGGUUCAUCGACGUUGGCACCUUUAGCUGCGGUUCCGUGUUUGGGCUCGGUGAAGCGAUGCCCCAUCGGAUGGUAGUGGCCCGGAACCGGGUGCAGUGUUUGGUGAUUCCACGCGACUGGCUGUUCGAGAAGCAGCAGAACGUCGGCAACACUUGGCAGCGGAUUCGCAUGAAGCUCGAUAUGACCAUCCAGCGGGAUCGACUUUUCGAGCUGUUUGUGCGUGAUCAACACUGGCACCGCUACCGGAAAGCGCUGGUGGGCGAGUACGUACGUCGCAAUCCCAGGCAGAAUCCUACGCUGCUUGCCGACGUGCCGAUCAUGUGUCGGGUAGAGCAAGGUGAGAUUUAA